UAAAAAAAAAAUUGUGAUCAAUAAUCUUUUAUUUUUUUUUUUUUAAUUAAAAUGUUAAUUUUAUAAGUUACAUAUAGAUUUAAAAGAAAAAAACUUUUUUAAUCGAAAUGCUAACAUUAUUGCAAGAAAAAAGGCCAUUAAAAAGGCCAAGAUUGGGACCUCCCGAUAUAUAUCCACAAGAAGCUAAACAAAAAGAAGAUGAACUUACCUCACUUAAUGUUAAACAUGGAUUUGCCACAAUGCCUCAACUUUCUGAUGAAUUUGGUACUGCCCAUAAUUCAAAUGUUACCGCAAAUAAAGUUGCUGCCUUUUUUAAUUUAAUUCUAUCAAAAAAAGAAGAAUUAAUGACAUUACCCGAUACUGGGAGAAAAAAACAACAAAUUAAUGUAAAAGAUAAUUUUUGGCCUGUUUCUCCAAGAACAAAAACUACUUUAGAUCAAUGGUUUAAAGAUUUAGCUGGAAACAAGCCAUUAUUGAGUUUAGCAAAAAAAGCACCAUCAUUUAAUAAAAAAGAAGAUAUAUUUAGUAUGCUAUGUGAAAAUCAAGUUAGUAUGCAAAGAGCAACUUGGUUUAUUAAGUUAAGUUCUGCUUAUACCGUAGCGGUUUCUGAGGCAAAAAUUAAAAAACGACAAAUACCAGAUCCAACAACAGAAUGGACAGGGACAUUAGUAAAAUACAUGAAAGAUUUACUUCCCAAAUUACAAGAAAGCUAUAAUCCUGAGAAACCUGCUUCAAAUGUGUCUCAUAAUACAAAUCCUUUAUAUGGUCAUGUUCCAAUGUUAACGCAAUCUAUAACAAGCCCUGCUCCUAUUCACGGUUCUGGAAGUAUGGCUUUAAACAAUUUAAUAAGUUCUGGUGAUGAAAAUAAAAAUGUUGUUAAACACUGGAACUAUUGUACCCAAUUAAGUAAAUUUAUGUAUGAAGAAGGGCUUCUUGAUAGGCAAGAAUUUUUAAAUUGGUUGUUGGAAUUGCUAGAAAAAAUGAAAUUUCAGUUAAAUGAUGACGGUUUUUAUAAGCUAAUUUUACCAUUUUGCUUACAAUAUUUGCCUGAUUUUGUUCAAUCUGAAAGACUCAGUAGAAAAUUAGCUCAUGUUGUUGGAAAAAAAAUUUCUAAUUUACUAAAUAAUGCAGUAGAAAAUUAUAAUUUGAUCAAUAUGCAAAACGAGAUGAGUCCGGGGCCUGAUCCAUUAGAACGUGCAUUACAUGAAUACAUGAAUUGCCCUCAUCACAAAGAAAUACUUUUAUAUUUAAGUUCAAUUAUACAGGUAGUUACAAUUGAGUGUCCAACAGCUUUAGUGUGGUGUGGAUUAGGUGAAAGUCGAGCUUUAUCACCUUUAGCAGGGAGUCCAUUAGAUCAACUACCAAUUCCACCAUCAGCGCUCCCCAUGCCAUCACGAUAUGCCCUCACGAAUGAUAAUAUCCGAAUGUUGUUGCGAGAUAUAGAGGAAAAAAUCAAAACUCGCUCAAAGCAAGCUGAAAAUAAGUGGUGUGCUGAACAAUGGCAAAAAGACAGCGUUAAUUGUUUUUCUAAAGUUUUGAAAAUUUUAGAUGCUUUAGAUGGUCAUUGUUUUGAUAGAAUGGAUACUCAAAAUUCAAUUGAAACACUGUAUCCAAAAAUUUUUGAACCAUUUACGACUAUACGUCAGGAAGUUGGGAAUAAUGGCGAAACUAAAGAUGUCAAAGUUGAAUAUACUCCUGAAUCCGACGCUCCAACAGUAAAAAUUUUGUGUGAAUGGGCAGUUUCGUGUCAACGUUGGGGAGAGCAUCGGGCGAUGGCAGUAGCUUACUUGCUUGAUAAAAGACAAACCGAAGUCACAAGUCCAAUAUACAACGAAUAUAUGGCAAACAGUAAUGGUAAUGAUGAUAAGGAUUCCGUUGGUUCAGGACUUGGGUUAAUUGGGGGUGUACCUGUAUUUCAACAAGUCCUUAUGAACUUUCUAGAUCAUGAUGCUCCUGUAUUAGAAGAAAAUGGUAAUCAGCAAAAUCGCGCUCAAUUUAUAAAUUUAGUUCACCUUUUUAGUGAAUUAAUACGGCAUGAUGUUUUUUCUCACAAUGCUUACUUAUGCACUUUAAUAUCACGUGGUGAUUUACUGACUGGAAGUGCCAACGCAGUUAAACCCACUUCAAUCACGGGGACUGGUCCAGUUUCAAAUAAAGCAUCACCACCGAAUAAUAAUACGUUUGAUGACGAUGGCUUUCCCACUGGAAUGGAUUUUAAACAGAAUAUUGAAGAAUUCGAUGAUUCAAAUGUUGAUGACGAUCUGGAUAAACUUCUACAACAUAUAAAGGAAAAAGAUCAGCAGGGAGCAAUGGAAGCACCAGAUAGCCCAAAAGAUCCAGAUCAUGUUGGAACAGGAACAACUUCAGCGAAUAAUGAAUCUCAUAUUUCAAGACACUUUAUAUAUACAAAACAUUUCCCGAUAUAUCAAGAUGAUCCCUCCUCGCCCUAUAGUAGUGAGAGUAAUCAAAGAUAUGUAUUAUUAUUUGGUGUUGGAAAAGAGCGUGAUGAAAAGAAACAUGCUGUUAAGAAAAUGUCGAAAGAAAUCUGUAAAUUAUUUUCUAAAAAAUUCAGUAUUGACGUUGCUGAAGGAGGGAAAGUUAAAAAACAUUCCAGAAAUGAAUUUAAUUUUGAAGCAACCACUAACAAAUGCCAGAACAUGGCAUAUUUUGAUCAGCACAUUGUUACCAGCCAAUGUGCUGUAACCGUUUUAGAAAUGCUUAAUAGUUUUGCAGCAGGAAAUGGAAAUUAUUUACCGGUACAGGAACAUGUAGCAUUUUUAUUCGAUUUAAUGGAAAUGGCAUUAAAUAUAUAUGGUUUGAUUGAUAUUUGUAAUCAAAUUUUAAAAGAACUACCGGAAGUUGAAAAUCAAUUGAUGAUUAAAAAAUCCAAUCUUAUUAAAAGCUACACAACGUCUUUAGGAUUAUAUAUUGUUGGCAUUUUAAGAAGAUAUCAUAAUUGUUUACUUUUAUCACCAGAACAAACGAUUUCAGUUUUCGAAGGGCUUUGUAGAACUGUUAAACAUGUUUAUAAUCCUUGUGAUUGCAGUUCUGCAGAAAGGUGUAUUUUGGCAUAUUUAGGUGAUUUAUAUUCCUCUUGUUGUAUCUUAAAAACUAAGCCACAGUAUGCUGAACAUUUCUACUUAAUUUAUCCAAAAAUAAGGCAAGCCUUGGUAUUAGGUUAUCAAAUAAGUGCCUCACCACGCUCUUAUAACCCGCAUUUUUUUAUGGACAUUCUGUCUUCCCCAAGAAGAUUUGGUAAAAUCGAUUCGCUUUGGGGUCGACAAAUAAAUGAAUCUCCAUCAAAUAUUUUUAGCUUCGUUUGUAAUGCAGUAAUUGUUAUUUGCCGCGAACGCGAUAAUGAAAAACUGAAUGAUAUAGCAAUAUCUUGUGCUGAAUUUACUGCAUGUUGCAAUGCUCUAUCCGCAGAAUGGUUAUCAGUUCUCGAGGCAUUGUGCGGCUCCAGUAAUGAAACAAAAUAUCGAGAUCUUGUAGGACAAAUAGAUAUUCAAAAUCAUAACGUACACAAUUCUUUAGCUGUAUUUACAUGCAUAUUAGUGGCAAGGCAUGGAUUUUCCUUGGAAAAUUUUGUAAUGAAAGUAGCUCUACCUGCCCUAGGAAACACGUGCAAUAACGGAAGAGAACUGUCUCCAGAUACAGAAGCUAGUGCUCGUAUAUCAUGCCAUUUGCUUUUAAUGCUUUUCAAAACAAUAGAAAUACCACAGCCUGGAUUAUAUUCUGUCAGCACUUCGCCAAACCCGAUAAAUGCCAACAGCUCGACAUGUAACAUUAAACUUAGUUGUGAUCGUCAUUUACUUGUCGCUGCGCAUAAGAACAUUCAAGUUGAAGCAGUUUUAACAGUAUUAAAAGCAAUUUUAGUAGUUGCCGAUUCAACCGCCCCUCCAAAACCUCCACCCUCUAUGUUUACUGGAGGUAAACGUAGUGGAUUUAAUACUCCUGUACAUCCUGGUAGUACACCAAAAAAUAUAGAUCGGCCUGCAGAUUUGAGUCAUAUUUUGGGAACAAGUGAACACAAUGUUCUAAAUGAAAAUGAUGACAUGAUGUUUGAUUUACAUCAUCCAAAUCAUCAUAAUGCAAAUGUACAUGAACAACAUGCAUCUCUGUCAGAUUUCGCACAACAUGUUUUGAAACAAAUUUGCUCACAGGAAUGGGUUUUAGAGCGAUGCCUCCAGGCUUCCGAUAAAUUAUGUAGUUUAUUAAUAGAAGAUAUUAUGACACCAAAACAAGUACAACGAUUAUUUCAAAUGAUCUGUUAUCCUGAAAAUGAAUAUACGAUAAUAGCUGAUAUGGACCAAAAAUCAGUAAUAAUUAGAAUUUUAGAAAAUUUAGAACAAUGGACAUUAAGAAUAUCUUGGCUUCAAUUACAAUUAAUGUAUAAACAAAGCGAGCACAGUCAUUCAGAAUCGGCUCAUUGGUUAGACACAGUAGCAAGAGCAUCAAUCGACGUCUUCCAAACUGAAGAAAUUGAAAAACAAAAGAAGGGGCAGAGUUCGAAACAAACUAAGAGCAAAUCAUCAACUUAUUUAGUAGAGCCUUUAAUAGCUAAAUUGCCAAAUGCUGUACAAGGAAGAAUAUUACGGGUUGCUGGACAUGUUUUGGAAACAACAAAUUUCUUUUCAAAAUACAAUCAUAAAGAGAGUUAUAAAGAUGGGUAUAAGGAUGGCUAUAGGGAAAAUUAUAAUCAUAAUUAUAGAGAUAACUAUAGGGACAACUACAAGGAUAACUACAAAGAUAAUACCAAUUAUGAGGAAAAGGAAAAACCAACAACAAAAAAGAAGACAAUGGACAAUCAACCAUUCCUAUCUCUAAUUUUAGCUUGCUUGAAAGGACAAGAUGAACAAAAAGAGUGUCUUUUGACUUCAUUGCAUAACCAGCUUUCACAAUUUGUGCAAUGUGUACAUGAAUUCGAAAAUAUUGGUGGAAUUGAUUCAACUGCAAUGGAUGAGAUGUUAGAAGCAUUACAACUUCGUUUCUCUUUAUUAGGAGGAAUGUUUGAAUCUAUUCAAAAAAAUGGAUCCUCGACUAUUGAUUGGACUAUACUCUUAGCGCAAUUAGUUUGCUAUGGUGUAAUAGAUCUCUGUACAAAUAGUGAACUUUUUACCACCGUCCUUGACAUGAUGGCAACUCUCGUACAUUCAACACUAGUUACUGAAAAUGAAACUGGACGUGAUGACAAUAAGAAACUGUACAACAAUUUAAUGAAAAAAUUAAAAAAAGAAAUUGGUGAAAAAAAUAAUGGAUCAAUCAAGUAUAUUCGACAAUUAUUACCAUUAACUAAGUUGAAUCACGAGGUGAUAAGUUGUGAACCUGCUGGUGGUGAUUCGAGAGGUUGUAGAUUUAACUUUUUUGAUUUAGAUAAGAAGCAACUUCGAAUUGCUGAUAAACAACGAGUAAGUGUCUGGGAUGUACUUGAGGGUCAUAAGAAUCCAGCUCCUUUAUCAUGGGCUUGGUUUGGAGCAGUCAAAUUGGAAAGAAAACCUCUAGCAUACGAAGAAAACCAUAGAUUACUAAGGUAUCAUACACAUAGUUUAGUAAAACCGAGUAGUUAUUAUUAUGAGCCACUGCCUUUGCCGCCUGAAGAUGUAGACCAAGUACCUGAAAAAAUAUUGAAGGAUGAUAUGAAAGCUGAUACUCCUUCUUCGGUUGAUCAAUCACCUAGUGCUCCAGCAACAGGUCGCGGAAGAGGUAAAGGAACUAGAAAGCCUAGAAAACCUAAAGCUCCGAAAACUCCUCCAGUAAAUCAGCAACAUUUGCAAAUACAGCAACAGUCGCAACAAUUGCCGCAAGAGGGACAAUCUCAAAUACAACAAACAAUGCAAAAUCAAAUGAAUCAAAUGCAAAUGAAUAUGCAGAAUCAAAUGAAUCCUAACAUGCAACAAUAUCAACCUAAUCAAAUAAUGCAACAAGGUCCAAAUCAAAUGAUAAAUCAACAAAUGGCUCAAGGAAAUAUGCAACAAACGAUGAUUGGUAAUCAACCUCAAAAUAACACAAUGGGAUUUGUUUCUGGCCCUAGUGUUCCAGGAAUGAUGCAAAACAAUCAACAAACACAACAAGCGCAGCAAUGGGCUAAUAAUUAUAAUCCAAUGCAAGCACAACAAACGCAGCAAUUUUAUAAUCCCCAAGGAAUGCAGAAUAUGCAACGCAUGUCGAUGAAUCCAUCAUCUAAACAAGCUUUGUCAAAUAUGCUAAGACAAAAAAAUACAUUUAUGGGAGGUCAACAGCAAACAAAUCCGGGAGCGCUAAGCAUGCAACAACAGCAACGACAACAACAAUUACAAAUGCAACAACAACAGCAACAACAAAUGAUGAUGCGUAAUAAUAUGCGAGGCAUGGCACCUAACCAAAUGGGUGGACAACAAAAUAGUAUUCCAAAUCAAAUGAAUCAAAUGAACAAUCUUGCACAAAUUCCACAACAACAAAAUAAUAUAAAUCAGGUAUUAAAUUCUAAUUCGAUGAUGGCUCAGCAAUCCCAAAUGCAACAGCAGAAUGUUGGGAUGAGUGGCGGACAAAAUGCUCCACAAAUGAUGAACACAAAUGCAGGUAUGAUGACCAAUGCAAAUACUGGUUCAAGUGGUAAUCCUAAUAUAAUGUCACAACAAAAUACCGGUAUGGUACAAGGGGCUGGAAUGGCAGGCCAAGCUACAGCAAUGCAAAGUCAAAAUACCGGGCUAGCAAAUCAGGGUGGUGCCAUGACCGGACAAGCAAAUAAUAUGAUGAAUCAACAAAAUGUGAAUCCGGUGGCAAUGGUUAAUCAGCAGGCAGCACAACAAUUUCAGCAAUUCGGUACCUAUAAUAAUCAGAAUAUGAAUCAACAAAGUGGACCACAAAUGAUGAAUCCUGGGUUUAGUCAAAUGGCUGCGCCUCAAAGAAAUACUCAGGCAGAAUAUAUAGCACAACAGCGCGCAAUGCAGCAAGCUAAUAGGGGACAGUAUAUGAAUCAAGCUCCAAAUGUUACAAUGAAUAAUAUGAUGGGUGGUGGGCAGGGUGCUGCACCUCCCUACCGACAACAAGCUGGUGUAGGACACGCUCAACAACAGCAACAGCAGCAAUUCCAACAACAGCAAAGAUUGAGGCAACAAAUGUUGAUGCAGCAGCAACAACAGCAGCAAGGUGGAAUGAAUAUGGGACAAGGUGGUGCACCAGGUAUGGUUUCACAACAAAAUCCAACUGUAGGUCAACAAACUCCGAAUUUGGUAGCACAACUUCAAAGACCUCAGAAUAUGAUGGGACAACAGUAUCCGCAUCAACCACCACCAUAUUAAUACGAGAUUAAUUAUUAAGUACUAUACAAAAGUAAAUAUCAAAAUAGAUAGGCUUAAGUUAAAUAUCCACAGACUCAUAUAAAUAAAAUUAAUUUUAUUAAAAUAUGUUUAAUUUUAA
This is a messenger RNA of Condylostylus longicornis, 7398 nucleotides long. It is a transcript of the gene kto, whose product is annotated as mediator of RNA polymerase II transcription subunit 12. NCBI's taxonomy places the organism in Eukaryota, Metazoa, Arthropoda, Insecta, Diptera, Dolichopodidae. Gene Ontology annotation, cellular component: mediator complex. The transcript is spliced from 11 exons. Gene Ontology annotation, molecular function: transcription coactivator activity. Gene Ontology annotation, biological process: regulation of transcription by RNA polymerase II. Bases 108 to 7280 code for a protein of 2390 amino acids. The record is from RefSeq and is a predicted model, not a curated record.